Messenger RNA from Amorphotheca resinae ATCC 22711, 1386 nucleotides. RefSeq lists its product as hypothetical. The transcript is spliced from 6 exons. The record is from RefSeq and is a predicted model, not a curated record. Lineage: Eukaryota; Fungi; Ascomycota; Leotiomycetes; Helotiales; Amorphothecaceae. The coding region runs from base 1 to 1386 and encodes 461 amino acids.
AUGAAUACCGCCCACCCCCAGGUCUCCUCCUCGCCCCACGAUCCCUAUCGCACAACUCUCCCCCAUCCCAACGAUGCCAUCUACCGACCCGUCCCGCCCGGCGCUCCGCCGCAUCCUCACUCCAUGCCCCUCCCGCCCUUCUACGGCGACGCAUAUGCCCCUCCGCCGAGCUCGAGGGCUCCCAUCCCCGACCAGAUGCAGCCGGCGGAUGCGCUGGCUCCGCUGGCGCCCCUGACUCCAGGAGUCCCGCCGGCCGUUUCCGAUCCGCUGCCGCGCUCCUGCAUUGAGAAUGGGAGGAAAUAUGAGCUCUGUGUCGUGCAGCAACCGCGACGGGCUCGCAUGUGUGGCUUUGGUGAUAAGGAUCGCCGCCCUAUUACUCCCCCGCCGUGUGUCCGUCUCAUCAUCACGGACGUCGCUUCGGGAAAGGAGGUUGAUUGCAACGAAAUCGAACACGGGAUGUUCGUCCUCAAUGUGGACCUGUGGUCGCAGGAUGGAAACCGAGAGGUGAACCUCGUCCGACAUUCUGCAACAUCCCCAUCCAUCUCCUCCACAAUUCCGGCCUCCUUCUCAGAAGUCUCCCAAGGUGCUGCGGCCUACACGAGUACUCUCAACGCCAUCCGACGUGAACCUUCGAAUCCUCAAUUUAAAUUCGAGCCUGGUGCCAACCAAGGUCCCUCAUACCCAGGGUCGGCCUACAACCCAUACCCGGGCCCGCCACAAGUCACCGCAUACGCACAGCCACAAGGGCAGCCGUCCUACGGGGAUGGACAGUACCACCAGGGCUAUGCACCACCCACGAACGGAGGCUAUGCUCCAAAUGGUUAUCAGGCUGGAGGUCCGGCCGUCCCAGUUUACUACGGAGCUGGAAUCCAUGCCCAAAGCCAAGGCGGGCCAACGCAAUACGAUGGUCGUCCUUUCACCCCUAAUGACCCGGGAAUCCAGCGGCUACCAAUCAGCCAGACACAACCCAGUGGCAUGUAUACCCGAAACCUGAUCGGUAGCCUCGCGGCUUCCGCUUUCAGGUUGACGGACCCCGAUGACCGGAUCGGAAUCUGGUUUGUCCUGCAGGAUCUUUCGGUUCGGACGGAAGGUCACUUCCGCCUCCGCUUCUCAUUCGUCAACGUCGGUGCCACGUCAAACCCUGAUACCCCAACCUCCAACUCCUCCGGAAUCCAAUCCAGCAUGAUCAACACGGGCAAAGCUCCAGUCCUCGCGGCCUGCUUCUCGGAGGUCUUUACGGUGUACUCGGCGAAGAAGUUCCCUGGUGUGGUUGAGAGCACGCACUUGAGCAAGUGUUUUGCCACUCAAGGGAUCAAGAUCCCUAUCCGCAAGGAUGGACCAGGUGGGAAAGGCAACAAGGAUAGAGAAGAGUACGACGAGGAUUAG